Molecule: messenger RNA, 1404 nt
Organism: Durusdinium trenchii
Lineage: Eukaryota; Dinophyceae; Suessiales; Symbiodiniaceae
Source: the annotation of a GenBank genome assembly
AUGAUUACAGAACUCCGUGGAGACCUGGCUUGGCACAAGGCCGUUUGGCAAUUUGAGGAGCGGGGCUGGCAAUCAGCCGAUGUUUGCUUUUUUUGCCAAGCUCAGUCCAAAGGGCACGUUUGUCCGUAUACGAUGCUAGGGCCCGAAGCAGAUUGGGCACAAACCGAAUUCAAAGACCCUUGGCUUUGGGCUGGUGAAGUACUGCCAAACAGGCUUUGCCCUUGGUUGGGUCUGCCAGGGUUUUCGAUAGACACUGUCCGCAUGUGCACCAUGCACAACGUCAACCUUGGAUUGAUGCAAACGGCGAAUGGUAGCAGUUUGAUCAAUUUGAUUCAGAAUGGGCUGUACGGCGAUCCCACAGAUCCAAUGGAUCAGAACCUCAAGAGACUCUUUGCAGACUUUGAUGCCUGGUCCAAAGAGAACAAAGCAUACACUGGGCGUGUACUUUGCGCUUACUCUGCGGAAGUGUCCAAACUCGCGGCGGAGAAGCGAUUGGAUGUUGUAGGGCCACGGCGAAUUUUUGGCAAAUGGCUCAAAGACCAGGUUCAGAACGGCGGAUUGCAAAGCUAUUUGAAUGAUCCGAAGCUUCCGUUGCAGUCUGCUUGCAUGCCCGAUGUCCACAAGUACGCUCAGCAGACGGCCUCCUUCAAUGAACUCUGGAUCAUCGAUGUGGAUGCGCCAAUGAAGGAGUGCAAACUCAAGCUGGAACUCAUGGACUGGGACUCUGAUCUCAUCUAUGCUUCCAAGACCUUGGCCUUGGAGCCGCUGGUGACCGCGGCCUACUGGGCCAAGGUCUUGAAACGCCCCGAGCCCGGCGAGGUGGACCACCAGGCUUGGACGCCUCCGAGCUCCGAGCACUUCAUGGAGCCCAAGGGACGGGUGGACUUGAAGGAGCUCAUGGUGAGGCCGGUGAUGGCGUGGUCGCCACGCCGCGGCGCUUUGGUCGAUUGGGGGGUCUUCGAGUCCGUUUUAAGGCCGCACAAAGCCAUGCGGAUCAUGUUGGGCCCUCGUAAUCUGAAGGCCCUGGACAUGGAGGGGAUCUCACGAAGGGCCAUGGCUUCGUUUAUGUUCUUGACCUUUAUCAACAACAUGAAGCCUGGCUACGAGAGCCGAGUGGACACUACGUGGGAGGGGCCCAAGUUGAAAAAGGUUUGGGCGGAUAUGGAGCACAAGUGCUGGGAGACGUACUUGGAUGAAGCAAACGAUGAUUCCCAAGGAGUUCACCCGUACCAGAAGCUCAAGAAAGAGGCUAGCCAAUGUAAAGUGCUCAUCAAGGAGGACACUCGUCGAGAAAUUCUCCAAGACUGCACCCAGAGGAUCGUUGAUUUCGCCAAGGAGUGUGCAGCUGGGAGGCGGAAAGCCAUGAGUUCGGUUCCUGCCAGUGGCUCCUCAAGUCGGGAUUGA